Paramecium tetraurelia is the source of this 372-nucleotide messenger RNA. RefSeq lists its product as uncharacterized. The transcript is spliced from 2 exons. Gene Ontology annotation, molecular function: nucleic acid binding. Lineage: Eukaryota; Ciliophora; Oligohymenophorea; Peniculida; Parameciidae. The record is from RefSeq and is a predicted model, not a curated record.
AUGAAAGACAAAUUUAUUGAAAGCUACAACCCUUUUAUUACAGUUUAGAAGUUUAUGAGGAAAAUGUAGUUUUGUUGUUCCUUAUUGCAGAUACUUAGUGAUGAUAGAACUACUUUAAUGCUUAAGAAUCUUCCUAAAUACAUGAGACCAAGUGAUCUAAAAAAUCUCUUAGACAUAGACUUUAAGUAUUAAUUUGAUUUUCUCUAUUUACCAUCUGAUAAUAAUUAAGAAGGGAAUUUAGGCUAUGCAUUUGUGAAUUUCCUUUAUCCACAAACAGUAUUAUAAUUCUUUAAGAAAUACAAUAAUAACAAAUGGAGUAUAAAUGAUAAAGUAGACAAAGAUAUUUAUUAUAAAAGCAAAUCUGCCUAUUGA